AUGAUGCAGGAUAUUUGCCCCGUCGGCUUCCCCAUCCGGCUGCAAGUACGCAAAUUUCACCCUCGAGAAGGCGACAGAGUCCAUCGCGAAUGGUACACAGCCAGCAAAGCAAGACGACACGAGAUUGCCCCGUACGCUCUGGCAAACCUCUCCAAAACCGUACAAUACUUCAAGGAUUACGUCUCGGAACAUGCUGAACAGGCCUGGCGACAGUACUGGAAGCGGAAAGGACAAGACGACAUCAUCUCGCGGCACUAUAGCGAGGCCAUGGCGCACACCCACUCUUCGGAUCUACCUCCUCAGGAACGAGAGCUUCUCGAGAAUGUCUUCAAGCUUUGGUUCGCUACUCAAAUCACGCUUGGGUCUUCUUGGAUUUCCAGUGAGGACAAACUCGGCAUCAUGCCCGAAACGGACCCGGCAUAUCCCCAACCUAACAAGGCCCCCACUCCCAAGAUGGUCGUUGCCCAGUUUGACAGGCUGAAUCCCAUCUACGUGCUGCGGCAGCUGCGUGCCAAGGUACUCAAAGGGCUGGAAAAACUCACGCAGUCGCCUCGGCGCGAGCCGUUUUUUACAGUUUACAUGACUACAUACAUUCUGCUCCAUGUGGUCACUUUGACCUGUCAAGACCGUCACGGCUACGCAAAGCGUCACAACAAUCGACUUCGCUACGACAUGCCCCCCUUUAUCGAAAAUCUACAGCAUGGCGCCGUUCUUAUGCUCUGUCAUUGGGAUUACUACAAGGGCCGUAGCAAUGCCAAGGGCGAGGACAAGGCGCUCACCCUCGAAGAGAUUCUCGAGAAUGGAAGUGUGUCGCCGUCACAACGAACACUGAUUCUCGACUCAGAAAGGCGUGUGACGCGGUUGAAAGCCGAGGGCAAGAUUGGGACCGAGGAUUACGAGAACCCGUAUUUUUGGAUCAGCCAAAUGUUCGACAAGUCUUGGUCCCCAGGUCAGGUCUGGCAGGCAAAGCACUACUAA
Messenger RNA from Verticillium nonalfalfae, 978 nucleotides. RefSeq lists its product as uncharacterized. The transcript has 4 exons. The record is from RefSeq and is a predicted model, not a curated record. The coding region runs from base 1 to 978 and encodes 325 amino acids. Lineage: Eukaryota; Fungi; Ascomycota; Sordariomycetes; Glomerellales; Plectosphaerellaceae.